GACAAGACUCUUGAAGAACCAACUCCCGAUAUUGCUCUUCAACAUUGUUUGUCUCUCGAAUCUUGCAACCCACAAUACCCGUGGCACUCAUGGCACAAUCCGGAGACUCGUCAAAUAGCCAUGACACCAACCAUGACAACAAAACGACUACAAUGUGGGGGAUCAUCCUCUGCGUUGUAGUCAUCCUGAUCAUCAGCAUUAUCUGCUUCGUACACUGGCUCUUGCGAAACAACCAUAUGCCACGACCUUUAGAAACACAGCUUCCGCGAUUUCGAACGAGCUCCGGCUUGGGAAAGGUCACCGUGGAGAACAUGCCGACCGUGACAUAUCAUUCUCGAAUACACUCCAAGCAGAUUCACACACAAGCUCAAAUGACUCCAUCAAUGUUCCGGAAGCAACGAAAACCGAAACUCGAAGCUUUACAGCGCUAUUUCACAAUGCCUAACAUGUCGAGCCGCUCUCCGAAUGUCAGCGACAGAAACGCACGACAAGCAGAUGAACGCACUUCUCCGGCGUGUUCUAUCUGCACUGAAGAUUUCAUUGAAGGGACAGGUUUGAGGAAAUUGCCGUGCGGUCACCUAUUUCACCCACAAUGCAUCGAUCCUUGGUUGAUUGGAAGAUCGAGGACUUGCCCAUUAUGUCGCGUUGAUCUGGCAACCCUAAUAAAUUUGACGAAACCGCAAGCAGUGCAUUCAUUUGGGGCCCGAGGACGAGCAUAUCAUUCACAAGCUACGAGAUAAUGAUAUGAUGGACAUGGCACGCGUUGAAGAUACCAAUGAGAAAAUGACGAGCGAUUUGCCAGGAGCAUGGCCAAGGCGUUUCACAGUGUACUAGAUUCAAAGCCUG
This is a messenger RNA of Fusarium redolens, 846 nucleotides long. RefSeq lists its product as uncharacterized. The record is from RefSeq and is a predicted model, not a curated record. NCBI's taxonomy places the organism in Eukaryota, Fungi, Ascomycota, Sordariomycetes, Hypocreales, Nectriaceae. Bases 90 to 740 code for a protein of 216 amino acids. The transcript has 2 exons.